AGGCAAACCUAUCAACAAAAGUAGCGUUAGCUAGCUAGUAAUGUUUAUGCUAUUCCUUUGAAAGUUUUUUGAUUAAUUGUAUGGCCUUUCGGGUGUGAAAUACUUUACGCAAAAAAAAUUUUUUAAACGUAAUUUGUCCAGUCAGCAACCGAUAUUUAAUACCAGUAAGAUUGGUCUGUAAAACGACUCAAUUUGUUACUAACCUUAGCUAACGCUGGCUAGUUUAACGGUCGUUCACGAACUAAGAUAACCGCUAACUAACUAGCUACCGAAUUGACAGCUUCCAAAAGUCAACUUAGUAGCUAGCGUAACUAGUUAACCGGUCAGCUUUUUUAAAUUUGAUUUUGAAAGGAAGUAGGAAGCUAAUCUGUUAGUCAAUUUGCACUUGGGUAACUAUACAUGGUUUUUUUUCCUAGCUAAAGUGAGACGCUUUGUCCGUUCAAAUUUCCCACCCUCACCAUCUAGCGUCACUGAUGAGAAAUUGUCCGACAACCGUAUUUUGUUAUCGUAAAGGUUCCUAGAAGCUAACAGUACGUAGCGUGAUGGAAUCGCCCCCCAAAAGUGAGCGUGUUAAAAUGGGGCAGGAGGUGGACUCUCCGCUGCCCCCCAUCUCUGAGCGGCUGGCCUAUCUGCGACCAUCUCGUGAGCUGCUGGAGUUCUACAGACAGAAAUUGGCCCAGUUUGAUGCAGAACACGAUGACCUGCUGCAGCUGCUGGAGAAGUACAAGAGCACUACAGAGGACCAGCACAAACUGCAGUGGGAAGUGCGUCAGCGUGAAGAAGAGAUAGCGGAACUACAGAAGGCCCUCAGUGACAUGCAGGUCUACCUCUUUCAGGAGCGGGAGCAGGCUCUUCGCCUAUAUGCCGAGAAUGAUCGACUUAAGAUCAAAGAGCUUGAAGACCGGAAGAAGAUUCAUCACCUUUUAGCCCUGGUGGGUCCAGAUACUGGGGCGAUCACCUAUUUUCACAGGGAGCCUCCACACAAGGUCAUUAUACCUCAGAAGAAACUUCAUCCGAAAACACAGGAAUAUGAAAAAGCAGCAAAACCAAAGGCUGGAUCUGCCAAAGCAGGAGGCAAGAGACUGUUAAAAGACAGAGUAGAUGACACAAACUCAGAGCAGUACAAGAAAGAUAACCAGACAUUGCUGCUACAGGUGGAGGCACUGCAGGCACAACUGGAAGAGCAGACGCGGCUGGCUAAAGAGCAGGUGGAGUCCCUUUUGGAGGACAGGCGUAUUCACAUGGAGGAAGGACAUGUCCAGCAUCAGAGAGACCAGGAGAGAAUCACCGCCCUCACUGACAAACUCCAGCGCACACAGAAUCUGCUGUAUGAGAGCACAAGAGACUUUUUGCAGCUCAAGUUUGAAAGUCGAGCCCAUGAGAAGAGCUGGAUGGUGGAGAAGGACAGGCUGCUGAGAGAGCUUGACUCCUGUCAGGAGAAGCUAAGGGAGGCACGUUGCUUCCCAGAGCAGCCAGGACCUUCUGUAGCUCCCUUGCUCCUCACCCAGCCUUGCCCAGACAGCAGUCACACGCAUCAAGAGGAAGUAAGGGCACUACAAGAGGAGCUCAAGCAAGCCCAUAAGCUGGCAGAGAUGUACAGGGAACAGUGUGUGUCGCUGGAGGCAGAUCUGGCCCAGAUCCAAGAGGAAGGAGAUGUAGGCAGAGAGAUCUUCAAUGAGCGGUCUGACAAAAUGGCCAAGCGUCUUCAGUUAAUGACACAGCGCUACGAAGCUCUGGAGAAGAGACGGGCCAUGGAAGUGGAGGGUUUCAAGACCGACGUUAAACACCUUCGACAGAAACUCAAAGAUGUGGAGAAACAACUUUUUAAGGUGACUCUUAAUGUGGGGCCAGACCAGGACUUGGCCAUUCUGCAUGAGGUGCGACAGUCAAAUGCCCGUACCAAGAAAAUCCAGGGGGAAUUAAAAACCCUAAAAGCAAAGAUAUAUGGACUGGAGAAUGAACUAAGAUUCAGUUGAAUUCUGAAAUGAGAAAAUUCUUAAUCUCCAAGUCCUUUAACAAGCAAAUCACUAGAUUUAAUCAAGGAUGACAAUCCUGUAAGGGGUAAGUUAUGCCAGUUGUAAUAAUGAAGUAAAGAUGGUCCUUGGUCAAAUCAUUAUUAUAUAAUGUCUGUAUUUCAUACAGAGGCCCAGAGACAUGAAGUAGUCCAAGGGCAUUUGUAUAUUUAUUUAUUACUAAUAUUUUUAAAACACAUUAUCUUUUUAAAAUGCUACCAGUAUUUCCCCUGGUAGAAAAACUGGCAUUUUUUUCUUAAUAAUGUGAUUAUAUAUGAAUUUAUGGCAGUUCUCAAGUUUUGUCUUAACACCAGUAACAACACAACAACAGUCAUUUGAUUCCAGAUUGCCAUUUUCAGAUCACUCUAUUUGAACUUUCAGAAAUUCAAAACAAUUAAAUGAAUAAACACUUACAUGCAUGAAAAGAUCAUAACAGUCCAAUGAUCCACCAUGAUGCACUGUAUUAUUGUUUUUGGUUAAACUCUGGAUCAGUAUACCAUCUAAGGAUGCAUACUCAAAAUUAAAUAAAAAUCCACAAAAUAAAUCUGGUCACAGAGCUUAUUUAGAAUUUAAAAAUAGUAUUAAAUCAUUCAAAUUGACUUACAAACGCAAAUGAGAUUCUCUUUGAUUAAGUUUUUCAGAUCAACUUUAACACUGAAAUGCUUGUAAUGGACACAAAAAAGCAUAUGAAAUCGAACAAAUCUAUACUGCAUAGUGCAGCAUGAUCUGGUGUUGUAGCUGGUAUAAUUCACUAGGUCAUAUUCUAGUUUGUCUCAAUUCAAGUAUGUGUUAACAAAUUGCUACAUUUCCCAAAUUAAGAGUUUUAUCCACAAAAGUUGACAAAUAUAUUGCACCAAAGCACAAAAUGUACCAUUAUUAUCCGGCAAUAAGUGUCAUGGUACCAAAUUCAAUACUUUUUUUUUCUUCCUUUAAACAAAAUACACUACAAAGAACUACAAAAAACAUUAACAAAUAUAUCAAAUAUCUGCAUAUAUUCAAAAUAUCAAAGCUGUAACAGACAAAACUGUAGCUAGCAGCGAAUGCAAAUUUAAAAGCUACACUCUGCACAUAACCAUUUAUCACAACCAUCAUAGCUUCCACCACUAUUUCAUUAAAAAAAACCAUUUCAUUCUUACUCCUGAGUAUCCAAGGUACAAAGUGCAUUGUCAGUCCACCUUAUCUAAAAAUAAACAUCAGAGUGUUAAUGUA
This is a messenger RNA of Electrophorus electricus (electric eel), 3221 nucleotides long. Lineage: Eukaryota; Metazoa; Chordata; Actinopteri; Gymnotiformes; Gymnotidae. The record is from RefSeq and is a predicted model, not a curated record.